This is a messenger RNA of Ricinus communis (castor bean), 2482 nucleotides long. RefSeq names its product plant UBX domain-containing protein 2. Gene Ontology annotation, molecular function: protein binding. The coding region runs from base 620 to 2032 and encodes 470 amino acids. The record is from RefSeq and is a predicted model, not a curated record. NCBI's taxonomy places the organism in Eukaryota, Viridiplantae, Streptophyta, Magnoliopsida, Malpighiales, Euphorbiaceae. The transcript is spliced from 3 exons. Gene Ontology annotation, biological process: defense response to fungus.
AUCAACCAUAGGUCUGCGUUAUGAGCAAAUGUCGUUUAGUAAUAUGUCUUGCCGUUUUGAGUUUGUUGAAUUAAGAGUUUAGUAGAAAGAUGUGGUUUAGUUGCAAUCCUGUUAUAUUUUCUGUUUCACUCUCGGAACAAUAUAACCCCUGCAGAGCAGAACCAAAAAAAAAAAAAAAAGAUGAAGCUUCCGUUUGUGUCCCGUGAUUAACCAGAAUAAUCUUGAUUCAUAAUAUAAAUGUAUAAUAUCAUGUAUGUGUUUUUGGAAUAAUGGCUGAAUAACAUUUUGUAAUACGUGAGUUGUUUUCCAUAUGUCAGGAGCCUGCAGGAGUUGUGGAUCUGACGUGGCAUAAUCUUAGCGGACUAAUGACUAAUCUCUUGCCUAAAUCAUUUGUUUAAUAUUUCACUCUGUGCUUCGAUUAGGCGGUCAACCCUCUACCUCUAUCCAAUUAUCCUCCAAAUUCAGCACUGCCCUUUUUCUUUUCUUCUACAAAAUUUGUUAUAAUCAUUCACUCUCAAUUUAUUCAAUAAGUCUUUGAUUUUUUUCCUUUAAUUUUGUGUCAGUAUUGGAAGCUCAAUUUCUUUAUCUCUUGAUCUUGAAUCUUUUCAAUUGAAAAGAAAUGGAUGACAUGAAAGACAAGUUCAAGGGUUUCAUGCAGAAAGUGAAUUCCCAAUUAUCAUCAUCAUCUUCUUCUGGUAAAUUUAAAGGUCAAGGUAGAGUCUUGGGUGAUGGUUCCUCUUCCUCUUCUUCUUCUUCAUCAGGACCCAUUAAUCAGAAUCCGAUCCAUGCCCCAUAUUCACAAUCCACACACCCAAAGCCAACUCCUAAUCCUUCAAUUUCCAAAUCUUUACCUCAACAAACACCCACUUCUGAUCAAAAUCAAGACAAAGCUAACUUAAUUCCAAAUCCAAAACCAGCAGAUGGAUUUAAUCCAUUUGACUCAUUAAUUACCACUGGAGAAAGAUCUCAAAAUGGGUAUUCUUUAAAUGUGUUCGAAUGUCCAAUUUGUGGGCAGCCAUUUGGAUCAGAAGGAGAGGUUUCUAUACAUGUAGAAAGUUGUGUUGACAACAAUAAAAAUAGCAGUGCUUUAGUUGAUGGAGGGAAUGAAUAUAGUGGUAGUGGAUUGCAGGCUUGUGUUAGUGCCUAUAUAUCAGGGAAGCCGCGGGAGGGUUCUGCGGAAGUUGUGCUUAGAUUGUUUACAAAUAUUGUUAAGGAGCCGGAGAAUGCAAAAUUUAGGAAGAUUAGAAUGAGUAAUCCGAAGAUUAGGGAGGCGGUUAGUGAGGUUGCAGGAGCGGUUGAACUGUUGGAGUUUAUUGGGUUUGAGUUGAGGGAAGAGGUCGGAGAAAUGUGGGCGUUUAUGGAGGUUCCUGAUGAGGAGAGAGUUAGGUUGAUUAAUAAGGUCAUUAGGCUAUUAGAACCUAGAAAGAUAGAACGGCAAGUGGUGAAGGCAGAGGAUAAACCUUCUGUUGCUCCAGCUGGAACAGAAGAGCAGGUUGAGCCAAAGAAAAUUGAUAGGCAGAUCCAGGUAUUCUUUUCUGUCCCAGAAAGUGUAGCAGCAAAAAUUGAACUACCUGAUUCGUUUUACAAUCUGUCUCAAGAAGAAUUAAAACGGGAAGCCGAUGCCAGGAAGAAAAAAAUUGCAGAUUCUCAACUUCUGAUCCCUAAGUCUUACAAGGAAAAACAGGCACAAGCUGCCAGGAGGAGAUACAAAAGAACCCUCAUACGUAUCCAAUUUCCUGAUGGAGUAGUGCUUCAGGGUGUCUUUGCUCCAUGGGAGCCAACUAGUGCUCUUUAUGAGUUUGUGAGCACAUCACUAAAGGACCCCAGUUUGGAGUUUGAGUUGCUAGACCCCAUACUCAUCAAACGGCGGGUACUCCCUCAUUUUCCGAGUGGAGGGCAGAGAGCCUCAACCCUAGAGGAUGAGGAUUUGGUUCCUUCAGCUCUCAUCAAGUUCAGGCCUAAAGAAACAGAUUCCUCCGUCUUCACAGGGCUCUGCGAUGAGCUCCUUGAAAUUAGUGAACCGCUUAAUUGAUUCAGAAGUGUGGUGAUGGGUGAAUUUCAUCAAUAUCAACGCCUGUUUGCUUCAGGUAUAGAUUAGAAGUGAGCUAUCUAUUGGUGCAAGGUGUCGAUUCCACAUUUUUGCUCUUUCCAGUUUUACUCAUUAUAAAUUGUAUUUGUCUGAUAUGUUUUCUUCAAAUUUAUUGUAGCAAACAGAUUAUAGUUGUUAAGCUCUCCUUCGUGUAUUCAUCACGUGUUGCUGACAAGUGCCCAAAAAAUUACGUCUGUUGUACUAAUUCGAUUGCACAAUUAUCUUAAGUCUUACACAUUUUGGAAAUGUAAAAUUCUACCGGGAUUCAUGUGAUGGGUGGGUUGUACCCAUCUCUCAUCCUCCUUCAUCAGUCUCUAUUAUUUCAUCUCUUUGAGAAAAACUGAGCAAUUAAGCUCAAAUAAGGGGUCAAUGAGAAAUUAUUAUUGUUUGCGA